CAAAGCCAAAAAUUUACAAAGAUUGACGGAAAAAUGGAUUACAUUUGGUGGCUAUCGGUGACCUAGCCCAGCGCUCCCACCCAACCAUGGGUGCGCUCGAGGUGCUGCAGGGCACCACCCAUACUCAGUCGGCAGGAGCCCCUUCCUCGCGACUACGGCGGUUCCAUCUCCCCCACUGGGAAUGUUUACUCACACAUUGUGGGUUUUACAAAGGUUUAAUAAAUAUCCCUUUAGGACCGAAACCUGGCCGCCGUCUUCAACAUUUACGCGGUCAAAGCAGAGGAUUGGUUUUGCUGGAAAAGGGUAAAGGCGCCGCGGAAACUAUGCUCUACCAGUCAUGUAUUGGUAGAGCUCGCAUGGAAACGCGGCCCUCAAAGGAACAUACGCGAUGCGCGUGUGUAUGGUCACCUAAUCCUGAGGAGCUCCAAGGGAAAAGAAGGGACAGGCCGAAAAGGCAAACAACGAGGACAAAUAAGGCUCUCGGGACUAACUCCGGAUAAAUUCACAAACAGGGAAGUAGAUAUCAAUACAUACAGGGUUGCCCAUACUCGACGGACCCAUGUUUUUUUUUUUUAAAUCAAAGAAAAAAAUACAAAUUUGGCGGUUGGCAAUCUUAAUCAUUUAGUUUGUUCCAAGUAGAUUCGUUUACAUCAAUUUUUGAAUAUGAUAUCUUUCAAAUGGCCGCCUCUGGCGUUGAUGGCGUAUUGUGCCCUUUUUGCAGCAUUUUCCAUCGUUUUCGCCGACAUUUCGGUCGGAAUAGCGGCUAUUUCUUCACGAAUGUUGUCCUUGAGCUCUUCUAGGGUCCUUGGCUUGUUAACGUAAACUUUUGACUUCAAAUAUCCCCACAAGAAGAAGUCAGGCGGCGUCAAAUCGGGCGAACGCGGUGGCCAGUCCAAAUCACCACUUUUCGACAUGUUCUUGGGGACAUCUCAACACUGGCUCGUACGGCAGCGAUAUUCUCGUCCGAUCGCCUUGGUCGACUUUUAUUUGGCCUCUUCGGAUUAGAAAGAGCCUCACCAGUCGUAAAUUUUUCGUAUAAACGCUUAAUGGUGUUCUUAGAAGGCGCACUUUUCACAUUUUUUAAUUUUUUAAAAGCACGUUGAGUUUUCACAAUUGACUUGUUCUGUUGAAUGUAAAUUUCAACUAUUUCAGAGCGCUUGCGUGGCGUGUAUUGUUCCAUCGUAAAAAUCUGCUUGGACUGACGCUUCAAACGCGGUAUGUCAUUAAGCGAUCUGGCAUCUCUGUCAAAAGUUAUGGCGUCGUCAGAUGGGUCCGUCG
Drosophila subpulchrella is the source of this 1278-nucleotide messenger RNA. RefSeq lists its product as uncharacterized. Lineage: Eukaryota; Metazoa; Arthropoda; Insecta; Diptera; Drosophilidae. The transcript has 3 exons. The coding region runs from base 87 to 500 and encodes 137 amino acids. The record is from RefSeq and is a predicted model, not a curated record.